AUGAACGCGCUCCGCCAGAAGUGCCGACCGAAACAUCAGGUUCUGAUCCUGAAGUGCUACCCCAAACUACCCAAGAACCCGGCAGGCAAUGCGAGCGAGGCAAAGCCGAACGGCAGCGAACUCAGCUACCUUGUCUACUACGCGUCGAGUCGCAGGGCCAAACUCACAAAGGUUGGCAGUUUCCUGGAGAAGCGCACCGCCUCAGAUAUCUACAAGGGCAGGAUAGGAGCAGUCCACGUCACCCUGGGAAUCUUGACCGCCUUCCUCAACUCGUCCAGCAUCUCCUCAGUCGACACCUUCCCCCUGUUGGCCCCUCAUGUCCUUACCAUCCUGCAAGAAGUGCUGGGCCACUCCAACGAUACCGGUCUGAUUGAAGCAUGUCUCCCCGUGUGGGACGCUUUCUGUCGUGAUCAGGACCAUGCUACGCUCGCCGCCGACGUUCAAUACCGCCAGCAAUUUGCCGAUGUCGUCAAGAGAUGGACAACAUAUGCCGACAAGAAGAACAAGGAGGCUGGUGGAUCCAGCGAUGCUCUCAAGCUACGCAAAACUGGUCUCGAGGCAUUGCGCAGUAUCGCCAAAGCACAAGCCCUUGCCAGCGAGCCAGGUCGCCAAAUCGCCGUCUUCCUACCCGCCGUUCUACGCAACCUCUACUCGCAGGAUGCCACGUACCUGACCACCCUCGACGAGCGAUUGACCGAGCAAAAGCAUGCUCAGCAAGGACUACGUCCCAGCAUGCAGACCAUCCGCAGUACAAACACAAAAGAGGAAGGAGACCCCCGUGCUGCUGGAGGCACUGCUCAAGAGGCUGAUCGUUUUGCCGAGGAAGAGGCUGGUGUACUGGCUAUGCAAUGCUUCAAGGCAUUAUUCGACGUUGACAAUCGUGCCCAAGUCCGAUUGGCAACUUUGAGUAUGCUUGAAUACAUCUCUCAACAUAACGCUGGUCAUGCCUGGUCUGUUGCUCUGGUCAAGCUGGCAUGCGAAUGCACUCCUGUCCAGGAUCGCUUUGUUGUCUUGUUCACUGCUGUCGAUAUUCUGAUCCACAGCCCUAUCGUUGAGGAUUCUCUCCAGCAACAAAUUGUCCUAGCUGUCAUUGUCGAGCAGAUCCUUGGCUCCAACAUCAACCUGAUAGGCUUGUCAGUCAUGGACAUCCUGCUUGGCUUAGUACAACACGUUCUUCUAAUUCUACAGCUUGGUACCACUCAACCCAAUCUGAACGGUUCCAGCGAGAAGCCGAAAUCCCCUGUUAUGGAGGUUGUCAAGACUCCUUCUCCCAUCAGAGUCGAGUUGCUUACUCACUUGCGUCAAUGCAUUGUCAAUCUCGCAAAGCAUGUCUACUACACAGACCAAAUCUCGGACAUGGUUUCGGCCCUUCUACUCCGCCUGAAGCCCGCAUCUGCUGGCUCCAACAUGCCCGCUGCUACCGCAAAUGCUAUCGAGGACCCCACUGGUGCUUCCCACGAAUCUGCCGCUAACAGUGGCUUGAAGGAAAGACCUAACACUGAUGGCUUCUUCUCCUUUGAUACCGCUCGAGAGGUUGCACUCGACUCGGUUAAGCGCAUUCUCAUAGUUGCCAACAGCAACGAUCCUUCGGCCAACGAGUCUACCAAGAACCAGAAUCCUGUCCCCAUCGGAGUCUGGGAGGGUACUCAGUGGCUCCUGCGUGAUUCAUACCGUCCAGUACGUGUGGCUUAUGUAGACGCAUUGUGCACAUGGCUUGACCUUGAAACUCGUGCAUCGGACUCGAAGAUCGAGGAAAAGACGACUUCUGAGAAGCAGAAGCGGGACAAUACCAACGGUAACAACAUGGCCCGCAGAGCAGUAUCUAAUGCAUCAGCACGUGGGCGCGGCUCUAGGAAGAGUCGCUCCUUCUUCCUGCAACUCCUCCAUCUUGCAAUCUAUGAAGAUGCUUUGCAUCUUGCCGAUCGUCCCGAGGCGGAUCACGAGUUCUUGCUUCUGCACUACCUACUUGCAUCCAUGGUUGCCAAACUCGGCAUCAAUGCUGUUCGAUCUGGUCUUCCCAUGGUUUUCCGUCUGCAAGAAGACAUUCAAGCUAUUGAAAACCCCAAGGCCAAAGUUCGACUUGGUAGCUUGGUCCAUGGUUACCUGUGGGCAGUAGCGCAUAAGUUCAACUUCGAGCAUUCCGUCGUCGGCAAUGAAGUGCAAUCCGAAGUUGUUCGUAGACAACAAGCUGGAAUCUGGGUCCAUGGUCUUCAGGUCCCUGCUGUGUCACUGGCAAGAAUCGCAGAGGUGGCCGCAUCUGCUCCUACACAGUUGACAGCGACUACUGUUGAGUCUCAAGCUCUGAAACCCUUCGACCAUCGCGAACAAUUUGUCGAACGCAUUUCAGACACUUACAGCGCAAGCGUCGCUUCACCUCCAGGUACACCCGGUAGUCCCGGACGCAGUUUCUCUCUACCUGCCUUGAACAUUGCACCCAACGACUUCCUGGCCGCUCCUAGCCGAUCCAAGGCUGAUCUUCCACAGUCAUACAUUGAUGAGCUUACAGCAGUCUGGACGAAGGAAGAGCUCCUCGCAACCGUCGCAGCUGCAGCACCCAAGUCGACAUCCUUAAGUGGUUCGCGUGCUGGCACUACGUCUGCACACCCAUCAGGCACCAAUCUUGUGGCCUUGGGUGAUCAUCGCCGUCUGCUCGCCGCUGCAAACACUUUCCCUUACCAAAGUCCUCGCAGCACUUCCGAGACUUUCGGCAAUGGUGGCACAUCGAGAUCUGGCCCUGCGAGAACCGGUACUAGCCACUCACAAGUCCGCAGUCGACUCGUCAGCCGAAGCCCUGCAGGCCGUCGCCCCAGUAAUAGCACAUCUGGCCAUGGCGACGGUGCCAGCAGCGUCACAAACUCAGGAGCCAUGCGCAUCGAAGAGCUGAAGCGCGUCCUCGCCGGUCAGGCACCGCCUUCAUCCGCUAUGUCCAUGCACCGUGCAGGCGCUGGCGACGACUCGAGCGAAAGCAUGAUGGAUGUCGAAGACGGCGAACUCGAAGACGACGCUAGUGAUUAUAGUCCUCCACCUCACCGCCAAGCUACCCAAGAUACUGUGCAAAGCUCGAACACAAUGCAACCACCACCUGCACCUGCUCUUAGACUCAACAGUGGCGAGGUAGUCACCAAUGGCACUUUGCCUUCAGCACCUGUCUCCGAACGAGGUCGUCAAGAAAGUCUAGUCAACAGACCUGCUAGCCGAAGAGUCGCCAGCAGAAGUUCUGCCAGAGGCUUUGGCGGUGCCGCUAGCACACACGGCAAGAAAGACCUCAGAGACUUGUUGUCUUCCAUUGGUACGGAAGAAGAUGUCGAAGGUGGCGAGGGUGUUAGCAGAGCACCGUAUUAG
Messenger RNA from Aureobasidium musti, 3342 nucleotides. The record is from the annotation of a GenBank genome assembly. Lineage: Eukaryota; Fungi; Ascomycota; Dothideomycetes; Dothideales; Saccotheciaceae.